UCUGAAUCGCGAAAGCUGAGCUUCGCGUGGUGUCUGCUGUCUUGCCUCUCUCGUUUCCCGCCAACUCGAUAUCGCGCUGAUUUUUUAUCGCGACGAACUUUUCGCGGAAAAUUAUUAUGCCCGGACUAUACCGAUACAGAAUUAUAAUUAAGGUGUGAUUAUGUGUAUUUGAUAGGUACUUUGUAUAGAUACGAUGGAGUUCCUGGUCGCUGUUUUGUUUAUAGUUACGAAUGUACUGGGUGAGUGUCUCGCUAUCCUCAGUGGGGGCUCAGUAUUUGGCAAUCAUCCGACGCCGAAGUUUAUCUCCAGAGGGAAUACGUUUAAGGCCGUUACAGGAGACACCGUCGUGCUGCCGUGCGAAAUCCAGAAUUUAGGGCCGUUUGUGAUCGUGUGGAAGAGAGGCACCACCCUCAUAAGCGCGGGACAACAGAUAAUCAGCAUGGACCCCAGGAUAUCCUUGAUAGGGUACAAUUUGCAAGUGAAGGAUAUCCGACACUCGGACCAGGGCGACUACACUUGCCAAAUUGGGGACGGCACCCAGGGGGACCUUAUACACACCAUCGAGAUAUUGAUGCCCCCGAGUCUCCAUAUUCUACCCUCAAAUGGACAAGUCGUGAUUAGAAAAGGAGGACCAGUUUCUUUUGAAUGCAAAGCCAAUGGCAAUCCGACACCGACAGUACAGUGGUCAAAAAAGGACGGACUUUUACCCUCUGGUCUGCAGGUUGAAACCGGCUAUCUACUAAAUCUGAACGACGUCCAAAGGCAAGACGCGGGUAUAUAUCAGUGCACAGCCUCUAAUGGAAUAGGCCAACCCGUUACUGGAGAAAUUCGCCUUCACGUUCUUUAUCCUCCGGAGGUGAGCGUGCUGAGGUCGUGGGUCAACUCCGGCGAAGGCAUGGAGGCCAAGCUGGAUUGCAUUGUGCACGCGGACCCUCCCGCUGAGGUGACGUGGUACCAGGACUCGUUCAUGUUACAACCAACUGACCGACGACUCAUGUCCAAAACCGGCAACACUCACACUCUCGCCAUAAGGAACGUUCAACUCUCGGACUUCGGCAACUACAGUUGCGUGGUGUCCAACUCAAUCGGCCGCGACAAGCGCUACAUCGAGCUGUCCGGCAAACCUGGACCCGCUAAAGUCAUCAGCUCACAAUACUCCAACCCCCACGAGUACGAUCUCAAGUGGGUGGUUCAGUCCGUGUUUCCCAUCAUCGAGGUUAGGAUCCUCUACAGGAAAAUCAUGGUAAACACGUCCUACCACCACCCGGGCCAGUGGCACGACCUCCUGGUGAAGCCCCCCCAGACCUACAACUCGGCCACCAGCGAGAGGAGCCAAAGGUACCGCCUGACGAACCUCCAGGCUGAUUCCGUAUACGAAUGCCUUGUCCAGACCAAGAACCAGCACGGCUACGGCGAGCUGUCCGACCUCCACCAGUGGUUCACGUCGCCGAAGGGUCGCACCGUGGUGCAGAGCUCCGCGGAUGGUGUUAAAAAAUCGUCCACACUCGCGGUGGUGUCGGUGAUUGUGCUAUGCUUCGCCCUACAGGGGCGGGUAUAAGGAGAUUUUCUAGUCCAAUAUAUUUUUUUAUGACGUGCAGAUUGGUGGAAGAGAACCGUUUUUGUUUUUUUUUUUUCAUUAAA
Anoplophora glabripennis (Asian longhorned beetle) is the source of this 1641-nucleotide messenger RNA. Its product is annotated as lachesin-like. The transcript has 8 exons. The coding region runs from base 194 to 1558 and encodes 454 amino acids. Gene Ontology annotation, molecular function: axon guidance receptor activity; protein binding. Gene Ontology annotation, cellular component: neuronal cell body; axon; plasma membrane. Gene Ontology annotation, biological process: homophilic cell-cell adhesion; synapse organization. NCBI's taxonomy places the organism in Eukaryota, Metazoa, Arthropoda, Insecta, Coleoptera, Cerambycidae. The record is from RefSeq and is a predicted model, not a curated record.